Messenger RNA from Sipha flava (yellow sugarcane aphid), 1850 nucleotides. Its product is annotated as protein maelstrom homolog. The transcript has 3 exons. Gene Ontology annotation, cellular component: nucleus; P granule. Gene Ontology annotation, biological process: negative regulation of DNA-templated transcription; regulation of miRNA-mediated gene silencing; male meiotic nuclear division. NCBI's taxonomy places the organism in Eukaryota, Metazoa, Arthropoda, Insecta, Hemiptera, Aphididae. Gene Ontology annotation, molecular function: sequence-specific DNA binding. The record is from RefSeq and is a predicted model, not a curated record. Bases 285 to 1787 code for a protein of 500 amino acids.
UCGAACAUUGUUAGAGGCAUGACAUAAUAAACAUAAUUUGUUACUGGUAGUUUUCUUAGAACUAUUUACAAUUUCAUUACAAUCUCUACUUGAACAUUUAACAUGAUUUUGUAUCUAUUUUGCUCACACUGGGUCUAUGGUUGUUCAACAGACCACAUACCUUUUUGAACGUUUUUUUAACCAAAUUAUCAUAGUUUCUCUCAAUUUGUUACUACACUUUUAUUGUUUACAUAAAAAUAAUUUAUUUUUUACUGAACUACAGCGGAAAAUCAGUGUUUACAGGAAUGGCACCAAAAAAGAAAACGUACAAUGCAUUCUCAGUAUUUAUGAUGGAAACUCAACAGAGGUUAGCGAAGACAGGCAAAAAAAUGAGUAUGGCUGACAUGCCAAAUUAUUGUAAAAAAGAAUGGGAAGAGAUGUCUGAUGACAUGAAAGAUAAAUAUAAAACUAUGAGUAAAAAUAUGAAAAAUGGAUCAAAAAUUGAAAAAUACACAACUCUUGGAGAAAAAGUUAAAGAUGUUCAAAAACAAUCAGAAGAGAGUAAAUUACAAACAGAAGCUAUGUAUUGUUAUAUUGAAGAGUUGGUCCGUUUACAUCAUGACAAAUUAUAUCUGCCUAAACAAACAUUCAUUUUGAUUCAUGUAAACCCUUAUUCAUCAGAGAAAGAAGGCUUUUAUUUCCCUGCUGAAUUAACUAUGGCAGAAUUUUCUUUAGAAAAAGGAUUAAUUCGUAGGUUUCAUCACUUAAUUGGAUUUGAUGCAACUAAGGCAAAAGCUCCAAUCGCUUGUGCAGCAGAUAUUAAUUCUCAUGCAAAAAACAAUCAUUUAAUUGACAUAUACUCUAAACUAACUACUAAUUACACCGGUUUAUUAUUAAAAAUUAUAGGUUUCAUAAUUAACAAAGACGUCAAUGAGGAUAUAUUAAAUGAUCAAACUUUAGAUAUGCCUCCAAUAUUUACUGCACAUACUUCUAUUGGAAAUGAAUUAAUGAUAACAACUUCAAGUUUAUAUCAGCUGUACCAAAGUGCUGUGAAGUAUCCAGAAAGAGAUGAUUUCAAUAACCUUAUUAAAGUUUAUCAUUUGGAUAAAUUAUUCAUGGAACUAAAAAAUGUAUCUUAUAAUUUUAAAAAUCCUAACGAUGAUGACAAAGCAAUACCUUCCGUUGCAAUAGCAACUGAUAAUUUGACAAAAGAUAUGUUUAAUAUAAUCAAAUCAAUUGGUUGUACAUUUCAUGAAAAACUUGAAUAUGCUCAUGUUUGCAGUAAUUUCUUUGUGUGUAAAUGGAUUUAUAUUCUUUCUACUCAUUGCUGUCAUUAUUUUAAUAUCGAACUAGUUGCAGGUAGUCAUUUUAAUUUUGAUUUACCUAAAGCAGAAAUUCAAAUUUCAGACGAUUUUGAUCAACUUAAUAUUAGUAAUAAUUAUUUGUUCAUGAAUGAGUCAAUGAAUAAUUCGCAAGAUAUCACUGCUAAUAGUUUCCCAUCUCUUGAUAGUAAAUCAUCAGAAGUUAUGCACCAACCUGUUUGGAAUAGACCAGUUGAACAAAAAUUAACUGCACAUAAUAAAACAAUUUCAAGUAAAGAUGACAAAGACAGUUUUCCUCCAUUGAGCUGUUCUCAAAGAGACAUUCCAGAAAACACUCCUACUAUUGGUAAAAGCAGCUGGUAUAAAAAUGCAGGUCGUGGUAGAGGUAUAAUAAAUACAUGUCAAAAAAGUAAUGUACCUCAACCAGAUGAAACUUCAAGGAAUACCAACCUGGGAAGAGGAUCUAAUGUUAGUAGAAAAAAAUGAUGAAAAUGUGAAAUGAAUUAAAAGUUAAAUUAUCUUUUAAUAACUUAGAUAAAAAUAUUUAAU